GUCCGUCAGGCUCGCCGCCUGCCCACCUGAGGGGCAUGGGGGUCAGGGGGGGCAUGACAACAGGUGUUUGGGCGGACAAGAACACCUGUACCAUGCCCUGUGUGAUUAUAACUUGCCAUGAAAUCCUAAGCUGGUUUGGUAAACUGGAUGACAGCAGGUUACCUAGUGAUGGCAUUACAGGCCAGGGAGCCAGGGCCAUGAGGGGGCCUCUCCUCUCCUCAGAAGGUGUGGGCCCUGGUGUGUGGGCAGGUAUUAUUUAAAUCAUCCAAGAUGGGGGAUGGAAUGCUCUCUCUGUCUUGGAACAACCACAGCACCACAUUCUGUCAUAUGCUCUCAGCCCUCAGGCUAAAGGAGAGAUACACAGAUGCCACGGUGGCCUGUGAGGGCAAGUUUUACCCGGUGCACAAACUGGUGCUGUCAACUUGCAGCCAGUACUUCGAGGAGAUGUUUGACCACACGGCGGGCAAGCAUCCCGUGGUGCUUCUGCAGGACGUUCGCCGUGACGAGCUGGAGGCGCUGCUCAGCUACAUGUACGCUGGCAUAGUCAGCGUGGCUCAGCGGGACCUUUCCAGGCUAAUCAAGGUUGCUGAGCUCCUCCAAAUCAAGGGUCUCGCUGUGCCAGAUGAAAUCCCAUCAGAGAAAAGGAGUAAAGGCAGCAGCAGUCACUCAAGUAGUAGUGAGAAGGUUUCGUCCAGGUCACAUCCCAGUGAAGCGAGUGAUGACCGCAGCAGCCCACACCCCAAAAGGCGGCGGCGGGAGGGUAGCAGCGAGGAGCCCCAGGUCAGACCAGACUCCCCCGGCACUUAUAACUCUGUCUCCCAGGAAUGCUACAAGAACGAGUACCAUAGUCAUGAUGCAGGAGGGGACGAUGCGGCCCACAGACUGGAGGAUGGGAGUUCAGACAUCUGUGAUGGGGACAGGCCAGAGGUGCUGAAAAGAGUCCAUCCUGACAAGGCAGCUCAACACAAAAUUGAUCAUCAGAGUGCAGAGAGAUACCAAGCACACUCCCAGGAUUCCUCCAGAAGCCAGUACAAGGAUGUGAAUGAGGAGACCAUCGAGAUCAAGGAGGAGACCCUGGAGGAGGCAGGGGAGCAGCCCUCCACCAACAACUUGAGUGGGAGCAUGGAGUACUGUGGGGGCAUGCCAGGAGACGCCUCAUCGGAGGGGCCCCAGGAGGACCACAGCAGACUGGUGAUGCCUGCCAAGUAUGACGACCAGGGACACCAGGGCCCGCUUCCACCACAGGCCCUGCCGGAGGUGGUGGUGGAGGCGCUGGCUGGACCCUCCGGCAUGCAUGAGUGGCUUGGGGGCAGUGAGUUCAGCGGAGGCCUGGCUGGCUCGGACAACUACAGUGGCGAGAGCAGUCCCCCGCCCCACCCGGUGGCAAAAGAGAGCAGAGGGAGACCUGUGGGAGGGAGUCUGGAAGGAUCCGCAAGACGCAGAGCAAGACUCAACACAGGCUCCAAGCUGCACCGCUGCACCUACUGCUCCUACUCCACCUACAGGAAAGACCACCUAAAGAUACAUAUCCGCACACACACGGGAGAACGCCCCUAUGGAUGCCCCCACUGCCCCUCACGAUUUGUUCAAACCAAUGCUCUCCGGAAGCACCUCCUGACCCACUCCCGGGAGAAGGCAUCGCUACACCGGUGCACGCUAUGCCCGUUCUCCACCUCCAGGAAGGACGCGCUCAUCCUUCACCUCUGCACACAUGCUGAGGAGAAAUCACUGCUGUGCAAGUUCUGCAAUGUGCAGUUCACCGACGGCAAUCUUUACCAGGCCCACAUCCGCACCCACAGCCAAGACAGGGUGUUGCAGUGUUCCGUCUGUCCCCAAACCUUCAAGUACCAGAAGGCCCUCAAAGCCCACAUGGAGACACACCAAUAGUUCAACAGAGAGAAUAUUUUCAGCCAUCAGUAGGUAUUGUCAAGAGACCGGGUUGACUUCUAUGUGAGGGGUCACUUACCACUAGUUGCAUUGGUCCAGUAUGUACUGAAUAGCCUAGGAACACAAAGGUUUUACACUAUCUUAAACAAUUGCUUCCUCAAUUUGAUCUCAGUACUCUUUGUGUAGGACAAGACUUUAGUGUUGUAGAGUGUUAAGGUAAGGAUAGAGUAUUGGUGGUGCAACAACAGUAUUAUGCUCAAUAUUUCUGUGCUAUAUGUAUUAGUAGGUUUUUACGCACUGUUUUUAUCGUGCAACUGACGUAAUGGUGACAAAAAGAGAAACUUCCUGUACAAAUUAGACUGGAGAUUAAGUAAGAUUUUUUAUGUUUGAUAAAUUAUGUAGAGUGUAUGAGUGAAGUUGAUGUGUUGUAUGUUAUUUUUAAAGCUAGGAUAAGGUUCUGUCCCCUGCAUGGUCACAUAUUGGUAGAGGGAAAGGAGGUGCACAGGACAGGCGGCCUGGUCAAGGUGCUCCAGUGUUUGUCCGGCUCUUCAGCUACUGCCAAAAACCCAAGUUAUUAAAUGAUAACACGCUGCUGGUGCAUUGACACACUGGCAAAAAGACCACUUCCUCGUCCUUACCGGCCCUUGCUUUGGAGACUGGGUGGCUUUCCUGCAGAGGCAAUCGUAUCUGAUUCAGCAUUCAGGUAGUCAAGCCCUAUUGGUGUUGCCAUUUGGUGGGAGAAAAAGCAUCCUGUAACCCUGGCAGGGCUGUCCGACCCUAGCUGUGUAACCCAGUGAAAAGCCACUAUUCCCUCUGUCCCUCGCUGUUCAUCAGUGAAGCACCUCAACAGCCAUCCUUAGGUUUCUAUUGGCACAAAGGCCAUUUUUACCUACCCCUCGAAUUUCAGGGGACCUUUAGAGUCAUAUGUUCAGGCAUGAUUGGUGAUUCUUUUCAGCUACCAGUGAUAGGUGUAUUAUUGUAGUCUGUAGCUGUUUUUAUGGAUGAUAAGUCAUAGACAUUUUCUCAUGGAGAUUAUUAUCAGUAUGUUCGUUGUUCACCUUCACAGUCAUUAAUGUUUCGUGUUAUUUGUGUUGCUUGCCAGGGAUGAGGCGUACUACCAUGAUAUUACUACAGUUUUAGUUUUGUAACGCAUCCGGUUUCAUUGUUAGAUGAUUGAAGUAUGACUGACUGUUAGUGACACUGAUAGAGGUUUAGGGAUGAUAGUCACUUUGUAGCUUUAUAGCAUGGAAAACAACCUGCCACUACAUGUACAAAUGUCAUGUAAGAUAUUUGUUGAGAAUCUCGAGUUGGUUGCCAAAUAUGUCACUUGUGGUGCCAAUCUUUUAUGGAGUAUGUGUGUGAACAAGUACUACAUUUUAUAUAGUGUUCUGUCCUAGACAUGCAUUAUAAAGUACAAGCAACGUUUCCUGCUAAAUGGUUUGCGUGUCCGUCAACUCUUGAAAACCUUUUGAUAAAUAGAAAUUUAUUUAUCAGACAAGUCUCGGUAACAUGCAAAUGAUAAGUUUUAACUAGUGCUACAUGUGGACCAGCCAUGUUCAAAUUUUCACUGCCCAGAAAAUUUUAUUAUUAGAAAAUUGUCUAUUGUGAAAGUAUUAUAAUUGCUUUAGUAACUUUGAUAGUAUGUCUUUGUUUACUCAAUAAACACUAGACCAUG
Eriocheir sinensis (Chinese mitten crab) is the source of this 3562-nucleotide messenger RNA. Its product is annotated as zinc finger protein 768-like. Lineage: Eukaryota; Metazoa; Arthropoda; Malacostraca; Decapoda; Varunidae. The transcript is spliced from 6 exons. The coding region runs from base 271 to 1887 and encodes 538 amino acids. Gene Ontology annotation, molecular function: protein binding. Gene Ontology annotation, biological process: regulation of transcription by RNA polymerase II. Gene Ontology annotation, cellular component: nucleus. The record is from RefSeq and is a predicted model, not a curated record.